AUGAGCUUCUCGGAUCUUUGCCUUCCAUCAGAAUCGGAGCUCAAGCUUAACCAGCCUGUCCCUUUCUCUGUUCGCUUCAGCCAAGACUUGAUCCAGCUUACGCGACAGAAGCUCGAUCUUGCUCGAUUUCCGUUCGAGCAGAGCGACUUCGGCCCCGAGGAUUGGUUGCAGGGUGCAAAGGUGGCCGAGGUGAUUCGGCUGGCCCAGUACUGGCGUAACAAGUACGACUGGGCAAAGCAGGAGAAAUUCCUCAACGACACGUUCAAUCACUAUCUUGUGAAGCUUCAAGUGCCAGGCUACGGACCGCUGGUCUUGCACUUCACGCAUGCGAAAUCAUCCAGUCCCAAUGCCACUCCACUUCUCUUCUCGCAUGGCUGGCCAGGUUCCUUCGUGGAAGCAUCCAAAGUAGUCAUUCCUCUAAGCAGACCAGAAAAGUCGACCGACCCGUCCUUCCACGUCGUUGCGCCCUCUAUCCCAGGAUUCGGCUUCUCUCCUGCGCCGACAAAGUCAGGAGUAGGUCCAGAGGUCGUGGCUCGGGCAUACAAGCUCCUCAUGACGGAGGUGCUCGGGUACAAGUGGUUCGUAACUCAAGGCGGCGACUUUGGAUCCUUCAUCACCAGAUCAAUAGCUAUCCAGUUCCCGGGCAUCGUCCGUGCUCAACACCUGAACAUGUUCCCUGUGCCACCGCCCACUUUGUGGUCUGCCCCCAUGGCCUACCUACGCUGGUGCCUUUCCGGCCUCUUCUACUCUGAAUUCGAGCUGGAGGCCGUGCGCGUGAGGAGGAAUUUCGAGGUCGACCAGAGCGGCUAUCUAGAACAACAGAAGACCAGGCCUCAGACGCUAGGAUUCGCUCUGGGCGAUUCCCCAGUUGGUCUGCUGGCCUGGUUCGUUGAAAAGUUCCAUGACUGGGGUCACGUCGACGAAGCUUUCGACCCUGAGACAGUUAUAACCCUAGUCGUCAUGCAUUGGAUCCAAGGGGCGACGCCCGGCUUGAGAUUCUAUCGUGAAGCCUUUGGCUCUCGACGAGAGGCUGAGAGGACUUUUGAGACCUAUGUUGAUUGCCCCACGGGCGUCAGUAUGUAUGCCAAAGAGCAGUUACAUUGCCCUAAGGAUUGGGCUCAGCAAGCUGCGAAUAUCCAGGACUGGAAAGAGUACAGAGUGGGGGGGCAUUUCUCAUCUCUGGAAUGUCCGGAUGUGUUUGUUCAGGAUAUGAGAACAUUCUUCGCUUCGGAAUCCGUACGAAAGUCGAUCAAGGGUACAGAAGGGGGGUUAUAG
Messenger RNA from Fusarium odoratissimum NRRL 54006, 1275 nucleotides. RefSeq lists its product as uncharacterized. The transcript is spliced from 3 exons. Bases 1 to 1275 code for a protein of 424 amino acids. The record is from RefSeq and is a predicted model, not a curated record. Gene Ontology annotation, biological process: epoxide metabolic process. NCBI's taxonomy places the organism in Eukaryota, Fungi, Ascomycota, Sordariomycetes, Hypocreales, Nectriaceae. Gene Ontology annotation, molecular function: epoxide hydrolase activity.